AUGAUGGAGCUCGAGUCAACCAGUAACAGGGGUGAACUAGGAGCUGUGGGUGACCCGCUGCAGCCACAGACACCGAGCAGGCAUGAAAAAAGUCUGGGACUCCUCACUGCUAAGUUCGUAACUUUGCUGCAAGAGGCCAAGGAUGGAGUUCUGGAUCUGAAAGCUGCUGCAGACACAUUGGCGGUGCGGCAGAAGCGGCGGAUCUAUGACAUCACCAAUGUGUUAGAGGGUAUUGGGCUCAUUGAGAAAAAGUCCAAGAACAGUAUCCAAUGGAAGGGUGUGGGCCCUGGUUGUAAUACGAGGGAGAUAGCAGAUAAGCUUAUUGACCUGAAGGCAGAACUUGAUGAUCUGGCCAUCAGAGAACAUGAGCUGGACCAGCAGAGAGUUUGGGUGCAGCAAAGCAUAAAAAAUGUCACAGACGACUCCAACAACAGUCCUAUGGCAUACGUGAAACAUGAGGACCUCUGCGGAGCGUUCAAAGGUGACACACUUCUUGCAAUACGCGCUCCCAAUGGCACUCAGCUAGAGGUGCCCAGGCCAGAUGCUGUAAGUACUGUUAUGAAUGGACAAAGGAAAUACCAGAUCCGUUUGAAAAGUUCUUCUGGCCCGAUUGAGGUUUUACUGGUUAACAAGGACCCGUCCAGUGCCUCUCCAGUUGUUGUGUCCGUGCCUCCUCCAGACGAUGUACUUCAGAGCCUUCCGGCACCAACAUCAUCCUCCCAUAUUACUAAAGCAGUUCCAGAACCUAUGAAAACUGGUUCUUCUAAUGCAUCAGCCAUCACUCAAUCAACCUCAGGGAUAGAAGCAACGAGCGCCACGCCACUCAGUCCCACCAUUGCUGCCCCUCCUGCCAUUUCGCAACAACUUCAAUCAUCCGCCUCCUUGGAUGGAUCUGUGUCGUCAUCAGCUUCCACAGUCUUUGAACCAAUGAAGUCGGACCCAUCUGAAUUGCUGGACUUUCCCAAAGAGCUUUCAGAAAUGUUUCAUCCAACUAAAGAGAUCAUGAGUGGGGAUUUGUUGGACGACUUGAUGGCGUCAGAAGUGUUUUCCCCUCUGCUGCGUCUGUCACCUCCACCAAGUGACCAUGACUACAUAUACAACUUGGAUGAGACAGAAGGCUUAUGUGACCUCUUUGAUGUCCCUAUUUUAAACCUCUGA
This is a messenger RNA of Nerophis lumbriciformis (worm pipefish), 1158 nucleotides long. NCBI's taxonomy places the organism in Eukaryota, Metazoa, Chordata, Actinopteri, Syngnathiformes, Syngnathidae. The record is from RefSeq and is a predicted model, not a curated record.